AUGGCUGAUUUUGGUCUGGAGGCGUCUAACAUCGCAAGCACCAUUGCAACACUCAAGCAGCGCAUGCAGGAGGCCGUUGAUGCACAGGACUACGUGCUGGCGGCCAAAAUGCGGGACCAGAUCGGCGAACUAGCCAGGAGCCAGCAGGAAGAUAUGGUAAACAUGCAGAAGUCCCAGUACAAUGACGAGUGCCGUCGCAUUGAACAGCAGUACGAACUCGAGCUAGAGAGAUUUAAUAGAACGUGGGAGGAGCGCCUCCUCGCUUUCGAGAACAAAGCGCGCGCGAAACGUGACGAGCUUGAAAUAGAGUACAACUAUGAGCUGAAGAACGGGGAGACUGCGUUCCAGCGCGCUCCAGUCAAGUUUUCUGCUGCACUUCUGAACCUCCGCGAAAAGCAGAUCUCCGCCGGUCGCACGGGGCACUUUGAGGAGGCCAUUAUUCUGAAGCGGGAGGCAGAUGCCAUGGAGGCCGAGGAGAUCCAGGCACAUGAGAAGCUCCAAGAUUUCCUAGAGCAGCAAGGAAGCGAGCCAAUUCACAAGCGCUUUGAGAUUCGAAAGAACUCGUUAGAGCAGCGCAUCGAGGCCGGAAAAGUCGACAUUAUGACCAGGUGGGCAGCAGAUCUGGAGGCCCUACAGAAACACUUCGAGGCGUUGAAGCGCCACGAGGCUAACAAAAUAUUCACCGCGCUGAAUCCAAAGCAGAGGAUGACACUUGACGACACAAAGAACCACACGAGUCAGCUUAAGCAGACCAUUAAAACGGCAAAGAGUCCUCUCACGUCAUACAUUAAAUCCGGCCCACGCUCCUCGUCCAGAUCAACUAGUCGCAGCGGUAGCAGAGCUUGUACCCUUUGUCAAGGCGUUAUCCCAAGCUCUGCAACCAUGACCCCGAGCCGCGCAGGGUCCACGUCUCGAGCAAGAAUUCCGACGUCCACAUCCACCGUUGAGAGGAUGCGUGUCUCGAAGGCUUCUCCCGGCGCAGCGUCAAGAACGAACCUUGGCAGCCGCACUGGGAGGAUGAAUCUCGGUGCUUCACAGACAGUUUCUACCCCAGGAAGAGUAGGGGGUGUCAGCCCCUCCGGCCUCCGAACCAUCUCUCCAUAG
Molecule: messenger RNA, 1104 nt
Organism: Giardia duodenalis
Lineage: Eukaryota; Fornicata; Diplomonadida; Hexamitidae
Exons: 1
Coding region: 1-1104 (367 amino acids)
Molecular function (GO): protein binding
Source: RefSeq, a predicted model, not a curated record